Messenger RNA from Sphaeramia orbicularis (orbiculate cardinalfish), 2807 nucleotides. RefSeq names its product cilia and flagella associated protein 58 (gene cfap58). The coding region runs from base 1 to 2592 and encodes 863 amino acids. The transcript is spliced from 18 exons. The record is from RefSeq and is a predicted model, not a curated record. Gene Ontology annotation, cellular component: cytoskeleton. Lineage: Eukaryota; Metazoa; Chordata; Actinopteri; Kurtiformes; Apogonidae.
AUGGAGGAGUUCGAGGAGAAAAAGACAGAGGACGCCUUUGAGUCCCUGGAGGAGUUCCAGAUGAUUCUCAGUGAACUAGCUGGGGAUCAGAGCACGGACAAGAUCAGGGUCGAAUAUGAAAAACUCCUCCAUGCUCUCAAGAAAUCACAAGACAACGAGAAGAGGCUGAUGUCCAAGUGCAGGGAGCUAAAUGCAGAGAUUAUGGUGACCUCCACCAAAGUAGCAACUGCCCUGAAGCUGUCCCAGGAAGAUGAGACCACCAUAACCUCACUGAAAAGGGAACUUGAUAAAGCCUGGAAAAUGGUUGAUGCUGCUCAUGAGAAAGAGAAGAGAGACAAAGAAACCAUCAAGAAUUUAAAAGAAGAAGUUGCAGACUUAACAAAAAUAGCUGAACAGCAAACUGGGUUUACCACAGACCAAGAGCAGAGUGAUCUACUUAGAAUGAAUGAGGAGCUGACCAGUGAGAGGGAUCAGCUGCUGACAACAGCAGAAAGUCUGAGGGAGAAAUUAAACAAGGCUUCUGCAGCCCAGCAGGAAAUAGAAGCACAAAGAGAAAGUGCUUUGGAAAAUAUUUCACAGCUUCAGCAGGAGCUUCAGGUCCAGCAGAAUGAGAUUUCUCGGGAGAUGAGGUUAAAGGAGAAGCUGGACAAAGAGGUGAAGCAGCUCCAUGCUGACAUGGAGGCCAAGAUGGGUGAGAUCAAAACCCUGAGUUCACAGGGUCAAAAGGCCAAAGAGGAGCAACAGAGGCUGGAGCAGCAGCUGAAAGAUCUGAAGAUCUUGAAUGAGAGAACCAUGAAAGACCUGGAGCAGAUACAAAUGAAAAACUCCAAGCUGCAGCAGGAGUAUGAGCAACUCUCAUCAGCCAAAGAACAUCUGCUAUUGGAAAAUCAGCAGAACACGUACGAGCUAAAGAUGAAAGAGGAGGAGGUGAGUCAGAUGCGACAGGAGAUUUCCAAGCAAACAAAGAUGCGAGAAGCUAUCCAGAAGAAGUAUCAUCAGAUGGAAGAUCAGAAAGCUGAUGUAGAUGUACAAAGAGAGACACUUAAAGCACAAAUUGUUGGUUUGGAGAAAGAUCUGGAAUCUUCUCAGAAACAAGUUGAUGCAGAUAAGAAAGCCAUAGAUGAGCUAAUCAGAGAGAGAGACAUCUUAAAUAAGAACAUAAUCAAGUCUGCACAGUCGACCGAGAAACAGCAGAACCUUGUGAAGCUCCUUGAACAGGACAAGAAGACUCUGGAACAUGAGAUCAACGGCUACCGCCAGGAGGCCCAGAAGCAGCGCAAGAUCAUCCAACAGCUCGAAAAGGAACGAGACCGCUACAUUAACGAGACCAGCAGCCUCAUGCACAAGGUGCAACAAAAAAUGAAUGAUGUUGAAGUUAGAGAGAUGGAGAUAUUCGAUUGGAGGAAAAAGGUCACAGAGGCAGAGUGCAAACUUAAACAGCAAGAAAACCUGUUGGAGUCUGUUGUGACUGAAAGAAACCUCUACAGUAAAAACCUCAUCGAGACUCAGGAAGAGAUUGCAGAAAUGAAGAGGAAGAUGAGGACUAUGAACAACCAGGUCACUCGGCUGAGAGAUGAUAUCACCGGGAAGGAGAUGGCCAUCGCCAAAGAUCAACAGGAGCAUAAGCGCUUAGAGAAGGAUAACGAGGGUCUAAAGGGAGAACUGCAGAUGAUCAAGCAGCAACUGGAGGAAACAAAGCAACUUGUUGACAGCCAGAAAGCUGAACAGCACAAACUGCAGAAGAUUAUAGCCGAUGCAGAUGCAGAGCAGGUCCAACAGAGGAAACAACUGGAGCAGGUGAUCAGAGAACGGGAUAACCUGGGAAAACAGCUUUUACGCCGCAACGAUGAGAGAAGACUGUUGUACGAGAAGAUCCGGAUCCAGCAGUCAGUCCUGAGCAAAGGGGACUUCCACUACAGCCAGAGGAUGGAGGACAUCCGACUGCUCAAACUGGAGAUCAAGAGGCUGAGGCGUAAGAAGAGCAUCCUGGACAAGACCAUACCCAACACAGAGGAUCUGAGACAAGACCUCUUCCACCUGCAGAGGGAGCUAAUUAAAGAGAGGACGAGGAACACCAUACUGGAGGAGCAGUUAAAACCCAUAAAUAUUCACAGGUGGAGACGACUGGAGGGCAGUGACCCCGGAAAAUAUGAACUCAUUCUGAAGAUUCAGUCAUUACAGAAACGACUAAUUACCAAGACCCAAGAGCUAGAGGAGCAUGAACUCAUAUUAAAGGAAAAGGAGAAGCUGUACAUGGAGCUGAAGCAGGUUCUAGCCAGGCAGCCCGGUCCAGAGGCAGCAGAACAGCUCCAGCGCUGCCAGUGGACGAUCAGAGACAGGACCAAAAAACUCAAGGUGCUGGUUGCAGAGCUUAGAAUGGUCGACUCCAGGAUGAAUGAGUACAAGCAUGAGAAUCAAAGACUGGCUGAUGAGCUAGCAAACAUCAAGAAGAAAUACCUCAGUCAGAAAAAGCUUCACAGUGAGCAGAGGACCAAGAGCAAAGUGGACCAGCUGGAACCACUGCCUCAACUCACCAACAAACCACACUUCACUGGAGGAGGGUUCAGAAUCGACAACCCUGUGAGAAGAUAAGGGCUGCAAACAGUGCAAUAAGUUCACCCUGAAUAUUCUCUUCUAUGGUGAUCAAUCGAAGUAGAAUAUACACCACAUUUAUCCACAAGUGCUAAUAUGUUUUAAUGAAGCAAUCAGAAAGCAAAGGACUACAUUCAAUCAAUUAUCCUGAUUAUCUUCAAGGAUAUUUUUGGAAAAACAUUUAUACAACACUCUAAACCCAUUUCUGAUUAGGC